UCCUCCAGCAGCAACGAGUAAACACAGACUUACAGGAUGUGGUAGUGCUAAGCGGUAGCCUCAGAUGUUAAACGUUACAGAGCUCUUAAACUACCAGUUGUGACAGAGACGUGCACGACGGAUAAACUGCGAAACAAACCCACCGAACAUUAAAGGAGUGUAUCCGUAACAAUGAAAGCACGAGCGGCUUCUUAACGCGGCGCCGCUACGUUGAGCUAGCAUGCUAAGCGCUAAUGUAUGUUGUACGUUGGAAUGGUAGAAUGUAUUAGCACGAGCUCCUUCGGUCAUGGCAGCGGGAGUAGGAGCCGCUCAUGGCGGCGGCUCUCUGGAGUCCACUUUAGCCAGGAAGUUUCAAAGUGUCUCAAACACUAUGGAUUCAAUCCAAGGCUUGUCGACGUGGUGUAUCGACAACAAGAAGUACCACAGCGUGAUCGUGCGACACUGGAUGAAGUGUUUGAGGAAAUCUGAUGCCCCACACAGACUCAACCUGAUUUACCUCGCCAACGAUGUCAUUCAGAACUGUAAAAGGAAAAACGCCAUUGUCUAUCGCACCGAAUUUGCCGAGGUGCUCCCCGAGGCAUUCGUGCUUGUCAACCAAGAACAUGACUCAAAGGUUAUUAAAUCAGUGGAAAGGAUACUUACCAUCUGGGAGGAGAGAGGUGUGUACACAGGGACACUCAUUGCUGAGCUUAGGGGGAACUUAAUCAAAGAAGAGUCUCCUCCUGAGACACCUGUGGAGCAAAAAACUCCAGUUGAAGCUACAGCAGAACUCAGGUCAAAGGUUGUUGAUGAGUUUGUGCCCCAGGCACUAAUAGACCAACUGGCCAAGUACAAGCGAUCUCUGGAGGAAGUAGACCUGAGAGAAAAACAGCUGGCAGCUAUGAGGGUUGACAUCUGCAGUUCUGGUGCCCUGAAAAAACUCAAAGAUAAGGCUGGAGGAAAGAGGUUCUCCAAGGACUUUGAGGAGGCAAAUGCACAACUACAAGAGUUUGUCAAGUUUCUUGACAAAGAAAGCAAAGUGGGACCUCCUGUCAUGGAGGCCCUCACCAAUGCCGAUAUCUUCUACGAGAUGCAGUACAAGGAGGUCAAGAUUGUCGCAAACGCCUACCAAACGUUUGCAAACCGCGUGUCCCACCUCAAGCGUAAGCUGGACGCACUGAAGGCCACUCUACCAGACCUGGACGAGUCGCCCAUCCCCUCACCAUCUGCAGACGCUCCAUCUCCAACAGGGUCAGAAUCCCCCUUUCAUGAUAUGGAAAUUAUCAACCCUGAUCCAGAUCUUGACGCCGCUGCUAUGGACGAUGAGGUGGAGCCUCCGGCCCCGAGCCCUCUGUCCUCAGUGGGAGGAUCGCCGACUCGCUCACUCGAUGCCGUUGGAGAGAAUGACAAUCGUGAAGUGGAAGACAUGGAGCUCUCUGACGAGGAAAUGGACAGUACUGGCAUUAUAGUCGAGCAACAGAUGGAAACAGAGGUUUCCACUCCAGUGAAUACUGGAACUACAGAAGCAUCAGUAGCAACAGAGCAGCCUAAAGCACAGGUCACGCCUUCUGUGGCUGCUCCUGCAGCAUCUGCUCCUGCAGCAUCUGCUCCUGCAACUGCUGUGGAAAGUGUUGACCUGGGUAAAAUUGGCUCCAUCCUCAACAGUUUAAGCUCAGUCAUAAAGAACACAGGAUCUUCAGUGGAGAGUCCUCCGGCAGUGGCUGCUCCUGCUGCCACACCUGCUCUCUCUGUGGCCUCACAAGAUAACUCUUCACUGGUAAACCUCCUCUCCAAGGUGGACGUGAGUCCUUCAGAGCUCCUCGGUGCUCUGUCCAAAGUCCAGGGCCAAAGCAGUUUCGGGGGCAUCAGCUCUAUGCUCAACAAACCAGCUGCAAAUGUCUCUUCAGCCUCCCCCACUACAGGCAAGGUUCCUCCUCCUUUGUCCACAUCUGCAUCAGCAGUUCCCCCUCAAAGCCCGUCUCUCUCCUCUAUUGCACCAGUGCCUUCUCCACACAUUUCUGCUGUAGAGCAGAGCACAAACGCCCAAGCCCCCCCUCAGACUUCCAACCCAGCGUCCACCUUGGUUCAGGCUCUGCAUAGAAACAUGGAGCUUGCAACAGAAUCAGAUCCGUCCUCGUCCUCUACGAGUUUAGAGUCUAAAAUCCACAGUUUCCUGCAAGGGAACCCUGCCUUUAAUGCAUUUGACCUAGGUUUUUCUGUGAACCCAGUGGGCACGGAAAAUCUCAACCCGGUCACUGGCACAGACAACCAGGAAGGGACUCCGGUGCGGGACGAGGGCGGAGGAACCCCAACUCAAGAUGAGAUCAUGGACAAGCCUGCUGUGGUCCCGUUUACUUCCAACGCCAAUACCAGGGAAACGGUAGAAAAAGCCGCUGUUGGAUAUCAGAGUAGCUCUCAGAUGAACAUUGUGGGUUCCCAACAGCAAGCUCAGAACGGGCAGGUCUACCAGCAACACCCGCGUGGCAAACAGGAGAUGCCAGAGCAUGGGAUUUCCACCCCUUUAGCACAUUAUCAACAGUUCUCCACUCUGACUGGAGGGCGAGUGCCUGCAGAUAGAGCACAGACUGAUGACGGUUUUCAGCGGUUGAAUGAAAUGAGUUGGUAUAGUGACACUUACCCAGAGGGAAGCUCUCAGCAACCCAGAGGAUACAAUGUGACGAUUCCUGCAGGGCCUGCAGAGAGUAAGUCGUCGGGACUUUAUCAGUUCCAGACAGAGCUAAGUCGGGAACCUCCAGAGGUAGUUUCCCAGCAGGGCAGCAGCAUUCCCUCUGGUUUCUUCAGCAGCAACCUCCCACCUGUCCCAAACUUACCUCCCCCUCCUCAGGCCUUUGAUGCUCCUCCCGUUACCAGCAAUCCCAUGAUUCCCCCAGACCAACAGGCCUUUAACCGUGCAGGGGAAGUCACUGGGGCCAGAACUGAGAGCAUGAUCGGUGGGAUGGUGGUGCACGACCAUCAGCACAAGUCUUUGUACCAUUCCGACGACGCACUCUUCAAACACGGCCCACCUCGCCCUCCUCACCCCGAGGAGUUACAACCUCAAAGAAAUGACUUGCAGUAUCGCGACAAAUUUUACGGUCGUGAUUCCAUGCACUUUCAGGAGGACGCUUACCGACACCCAGAUGAUCCAUAUUAUAGGCCAGGCAGUCCUCCACACCACUACCUAAGAGGUCAAGGCAUCACCCCGCCACUUUCUCCCUCAGAAGACCCUUACUAUAGCCAUGAUUACCAGCACCACAGCACCCCUCCUCCACAAUUCAUUCCAAGAAGACCACUGCCACCUCGUUUAGAGCCUCAUCACCCUGCUAUGCGACCUCCCCAUAUGCAUCCCCACCCUGGACACCACCUGCACCCAAGGGGGCCCCCCCACACGCCCUUUCCCCCUCGGUUUCAUGGCCCCAACCCAGUGCUUAGAGGCAAACGUCCAGGUCCAAGAGGGGGAGGGGGAAAUCCUGGUCCAAUGUUUCCCCCAAAAAGACCUUUUCCACGUCCACGGUACUGACUGGAGCUGUUGAUUUGAGCUCUGAAUCUCUAUAGGUGUCACAAAGGCAGGGGGCAGGUCUUUUUACAUUGUCCGGCAGUUUCGAAAGUCACUCAGUUUUGAGUUCCACGCCCUGCCAAGAGGACUCUGAUAACCUGAAACGGCAAAUGUCGCUGGGUCAAAGUGCAGACGCUGAGGUGGGAACCAGAGUGGACGGUGAAACUGAAGAAAGAACUUCUGCAGCUAAGUGGAGGAAAAGUCAAAGAACGCAUCGUUUAGGAGGUUGAGGAUCGACACCAACAAAAGAAAACAGAGGCUCUGAGAAGGCUGCUGAGCUGAGGAGUGAAGGGAGAAGAAGAAAGAGAAUAAGAGGUGGAUAUUUAUAAUUCACUUUUUGUGUUAUUUACUCCAGUAAUUAAGCGUUUAAUUAAAUGUGUAAUUGAGCAUCAGUUUUGAUAAAGGUCAGAGUGUGUGUGCGUGUGUGUGUGCGUGUGCGCAUGGUAUGAGUGUAUGCAUGCUGUCAAGUGUCUGUCAACUAGUCAAAGGCCAUUUGUCAUUUUUCUUCCACUUGAGUUAGAUAAUCAUUAUUUUUACGAAAGAGAACUAGAAAAGAAUGUAGUUGGUGCAGUGAUUCUGCUUUUAUUUAGUUCUUCACUGAGCAGUUUUGACUGCCUCGCUUUGAAAUCAGUCACAGUAGCUUAUGUGGAAAAAACUAUUUAAAUUUCCCCUUGGUUUGGUGAAAACCAGUGUGUGUGUGUAUAUAUAUACACAGUAGAGAUCGUGUUUAUGCUACAAUUACAUAAAUUUGGGGGUGGGGAGCUAUUUUGUUUCACUGUCCGAGCUCCAAAUGUUAUAUUUGUGAAGCAGUGCUCUCCACCAGUGCGUAAAAUCCCUUCGGCGAUAGUUUCACGUCUCGUUGAGUUCCUUGAAGGAGAGCGGCACAAGUCAGUCAAAUGGAGAAAGAGAGAGGGGUGGGAACGGUAUGAGUUCCUUUUUUCUCUCCGCCCUCCAACGCCGACACAGAAGAAGAAAUGCAUUUUUGGAGGGGAUGAAGAUUCUCGGCUUCAGUUUCGUUUUACUUGUACUGACUAAUAAAAAUCUGAGUUUAUAAAA
Messenger RNA from Solea solea (common sole), 4591 nucleotides. RefSeq names its product regulation of nuclear pre-mRNA domain containing 2a (gene rprd2a). Lineage: Eukaryota; Metazoa; Chordata; Actinopteri; Pleuronectiformes; Soleidae. The record is from RefSeq and is a predicted model, not a curated record. The transcript has 10 exons. Gene Ontology annotation, biological process: mRNA 3'-end processing. Bases 287 to 3499 code for a protein of 1070 amino acids. Gene Ontology annotation, cellular component: RNA polymerase II, holoenzyme. Gene Ontology annotation, molecular function: RNA polymerase II complex binding.